Messenger RNA from Cuscuta campestris, 2546 nucleotides. The record is from the annotation of a GenBank genome assembly. Lineage: Eukaryota; Viridiplantae; Streptophyta; Magnoliopsida; Solanales; Convolvulaceae.
CCAAUUCACAAUGGGGAGUGGGGAGGAUAUAUUACUCCGUAUAUAUAUACCCGUGAGGAGCAGCUCCCAUUUCACCUCAAUAGAUAGAUUAGGUAGGUAGGUAGGUAGAGAUAGAUAGGGAUCGAGAUGGUGAAUCCCAUUCCUGCGGGGGUUCGGGAGGCAUGGGAGGAAUGGAAGAUAAAAGGCUCCAUUCUCGCGAGUCUGUACAUACAAACAGUGCUCGUUCUUCUCGCUCCCUUCCGGAAGAGAACGGGUAACAGGCUGGUCGUCGCCCUCGUCUGGUCUUUCUACCUCCUCGCAGAUGGGGUCGCCCUCUUCGCCCUGGGCCAGAUUUUCAACGUCAACGAAGAUGCCGGCAGCGGCGGCUCCUGUAACUGCUCGUCGGCGCCGCCACCCGGAGGCAACAAUAAUAACAAGAGGAGGAAUGAGGCGGCCGGGGACUUGGCGGUAUUGUGGAGCACUUUCCUUCUGGUGCAUCUUGGUGGCCCCGACACCAUCACCGCUUUCUCCAUUGCUGACACCCAGCUCUGGCUUCGCCAUUUCCUUCAAUUGCUCGUCCAGGCUGCGGCUACUUUCUAUCUCAUCUUACUUACACUCCCCUCCAACAAGCUGCUUGGGCCGACGUUGUUGUUGUUGUUUGUGGGGAUAGUGAAGUACUCCGAGAGAUGUGUGUCCCUAUGCUUGGCAUGCCGGCGCGAGAUUGGUAAAUGGGUGUUGUCCUCCACUGAGUUUGAAAAACUGGUUUUGUUUGAUAUGGUUUCGGCAACAAGAAUAUUUGGUGUUAUGCUGCACUCCGUUAGAUUGGUUAAUGAGCAUACCAUUGUUUCUGAAGCUCUCAAGUUCAGGCGAGGAUCCGAUAAUAAAGACCUGGAGAUCUAUAGAGGAGCAACUGAUGCGUUGAGGAUAAUAGAGGUUGUGAUGAAUAUGAUAUACGAGAACGUGUUCUCAAAGGCACUGGUCUUGCAUUGUGGUGGCUGGGGUUGCACUUUCCGCUUUCUCACCUUCUCCUCCACCCUGGCAGCUCUCUCUAUUUUCUGCUUCGAAGAACAUCAUUAUUAUGACAACAACGGCCGCCCCGGAAGUAAUGUUGGAGUCACUUAUGUUUUGUUUGGCGGUGCCAUUGUCCUCGAGUUGUAUUCUAUUCUUAUGAUCAUCUUUUCAGACUGGACGUUCACUCAUUUCCCUCCCUACUUCGUCCCCUACUGCUGCUCUUACAGCAACAACAAGUAUAUUAGAUGUGUUCAGAGAUGUUGUGUUUCAAUGUUCCUCCCCGCUUUCCGCAAACUCGCCAUUCUCAAAAUGACCAAGUGGGAUGAUAACGACCGCGGCCGCACAUGUGGACCCUAUGUUUUCCGAAGGUGGUCAGGACAUGUCUCGAGUUACAACUUAACAAGGAUUUCAUCCGCCCAAGAAGCGACCACCACACCGACAAAUACUAGUAAUUUAAUUAAUGCUGUUGCAAAGGUUAGGGCCACGACAAUCAAACCCUUUGCACUUGUCAAGGACAAAUUCUUCAAGGCCGAGUACUACGAGUGGAAGUACGUCUCCCAUGAGCCGCUAACCUUUCCCCUCUGGCAAUUCAUUUUCGAUCAUCUGUGCGCGAAAAUUAAGCAGCAGCCCAAACCACCCUACUUCAAACUCCUUUCGGGAGGAAUUUUGGCUCUAAAGCCUCAGAAAACGACUCGUAGUAAUAAUAAUAACCACGAUGUGAGGGGCUUGAUUGAUGAUCCGUUUAUAAACCUCCUGAUUAAAGAUUUCAACUACGGAAGGAACCUUUUGAUUUGGAGCAUAGCGACCGACCUGUUAUACAACAAUGCAUACGAUGAUAAUGAUGUCACCAUCAGCAGCAGCACCAACAACAACAACACCAACAACAACAACAAUAGUGGGAAUAAAAGUAAGGCAAAGUAUUGCAGCAAGAUAUUGUCAGAUUACAUGUUGUAUCUCUUGGUAGUGAGACAACUGUGGCCUCUGGGGGACUUCAAGCGCCAGUUCAUGGAAUUAUGUGGAGAUUAUCAUGAAAGAAAACGUAGGGUAAAAGAUGACAUACUACGACCAGACGUCGUAGACCUUGAUGGUGCAUCCACAAUGCUGUUUGAGUGUGGGGAUAAGCUUGCCAGGAUACUGAAGAAAUGGGCUGGUGAGAGAAUGGGAGGCGGCGGCGGCGGAGAGGAAGCGAUGUGGGAGGUGGUGGGCAGCGUGUGGGUGGAGAAACUGUGGCUGGGAGCAAGGAAAUGCAGCGCAAGUACUCAUAUUGAGCUCCUCUCUAGGGGUGGUGAGCUCCUCACUCUCGUCUGGCUCUUAUCUACCAAGAUAGAUAAAGAUUGCAGCUGGAGUACGUCUAAUUGAUGUGUAAUUUGGUCUGCGUGUGGAUGCCCCACUCCGAACCAUUAAUUAAAUAAUUGUCGCAUGAACUAACUUCUAAUGUAUGAAUUCUACUACUCCGCAAUAUGAACUUAGUGGCACCAAUGUCACUCCCUUUCUCUUACUUAUCUCAUUAGUUAGAGCACUCGUAAUGGUCAUGAAGCCUCGGGGCUUCAAACCGA